UUGUGACAAACUUACAUAAUACCAACUACAGGAUACCGAUCAUCGCUGUCAGAUAGGGAACUACAGACGGAGGUUUGUACCCUCUACAAACGGAGCAAGUAAACCCAUACCUAGCAGACCUACACUAGCUGCACAUUAUGGGGAAUGAUCCGUCUGUAAUGGAGCUGAAGACAGCUGUAAAACGGGAACAGGACAGAAACAAAGUUAGCCGAGGAAAGUUUGAGGAAUUAAUGAGUCUCAUAAGAAAAGACCAAACUGGAAAAAUCGUAUCCCUGAACGUGAAUCGUGAAAGCUUAUUUAUCAUUGGAAUAUCACAAAUGAAACAGACGGAUUCGGAGUUUUCACCGAUUGAGGUGACAUUCCUUACAGGUGACCAGGAAGAAAGAAACGUCAACCUCGGGGGUCCAAACCGGGAAUUUUUCACACUGUUUCUCAACGAAUUCAUCAAUCAGAAACUGGAUAUGUUUGAAGGGAAAGGAGGUUUCUUGUUACCGACUCACAACAAAGCUAGAGGCGAUUGGUUUCACUAUCUUGGGAAGGCAAUUGUGCUCUCCCUGCUGUGUGAGGGACCCGGAUUUCCCUACUUCCCACCCUUCAUUGUCAGCUAUCUAAGAGAUAGGGAGUUUAUGCAUGAGCUAAGCACAGUGUAUGUUGUGAACACAUACCUCAUAAAACACAUAGAGGGGGUAAACGCGGCUGGAUGUCAGGAGGAGAUCGAUCAGAUCAUUGGAGGAGAUACUGAAAUGUUCACUGAUUACUGUGGCUGGUCAAAUGUGGAACGGAUUACAAUAUCCAACAGACUGGGGUACAUACAGACCCUUCUCCAGUGGUACCUUAUCGACAGGCGAAGAGAAUCUUUAGACGAAAUCAAGAGGGGACUUCGAACCCUGUCCUUUCUUGAUAAGACAAAAGAAUGCGACGAGUUCUGCAGAUUCUUUCUAACGAGGGAUAAAAGGACGACGACGGCUCACUACAUAAAGGAAAAGUUGGUACCAAAAGUUGGGCAACUGACAACAAAAAAUGAUGUGGAGAAAACUACCAAAUCUUUAACAGAAGAAUUGUUGAAAGAUCUGAAUGACGAGGAGGCGGCCAAGUUGUUUCAGUUUAUUACUGGUUUAGACGAUCUGCCAGUGCACGACUUCUCCAUGGGUGUAGGAUUUAACAGGUCCGACCCAAAGGCAGAAUUACCCCAGGCCACCACCUGUCUCCAAUAUCUACACCUACCCCUUGGAAACAAAAGCAAGAUGGAACUGUAUGCCUCUUUCAACAAGGCACUUACUCUGGGCAAGAUUGGCUUUUCCGAAUAACUUUUGACUUUACUCGGACAUGAUUAUAUAUGUAUACAAAUAUAUAAACAGAGGUCAAAUAUCUUUAUGUUGUGGCCAGGAUGUGUACAUAAAGAAAAUACUGGUAGAAAUUACCAUUAUGUAUAAAUUGAAAUAAUUGUGAAACAAGCUAUACCAACUUAUAUUAGUCACUCUUUAUGGCCCGUAUUUCAGGGCGCGAGGUGUCUUACUGUAGGGAGAAACCGGAGUACCCGGGUAAAACCCACGUGAUCGGGAAGGAGACCUGCAUUAAAUUCCUUUUCACGAUCGAUCGGGAAAUCGAACCCCGGCCGCCUAGGUGAAAGGCAAUUGUGAUACUACUUUGCAACCAAACAUCCCUGUAACUCACCAUUAAUUAUCAACUGCUAUUAGUAACAGAGUGGUGUUUAUAUGUGACAAAAUGUAGCUAUGCAAUCUAUGUUAUCAGGCUAUAGAGAUUCUUCCACUGAUACGAAUCUACGUGAGAACGAAACUAAUCUGUCUCAUUCGAAACAUGAUUGAUUUUUUAAAGCUUGCAAAAGACACGUGCGAAAACAUUUGUUUUGAAAAUGAAAUAAUGGGAAUUCGAUACGCACGAUAAUAA
This is a messenger RNA of Pecten maximus, 1908 nucleotides long. RefSeq lists its product as uncharacterized. The record is from RefSeq and is a predicted model, not a curated record. The coding region runs from base 138 to 1307 and encodes 389 amino acids. Gene Ontology annotation, molecular function: ubiquitin-protein transferase activity. NCBI's taxonomy places the organism in Eukaryota, Metazoa, Mollusca, Bivalvia, Pectinida, Pectinidae. The transcript has 7 exons.